This is a messenger RNA of Gossypium raimondii (Peruvian cotton), 4169 nucleotides long. Its product is annotated as lysine-specific demethylase JMJ29. Gene Ontology annotation, molecular function: histone H3K9 demethylase activity; transcription coregulator activity; chromatin DNA binding. Bases 604 to 3762 code for a protein of 1052 amino acids. Gene Ontology annotation, cellular component: histone deacetylase complex; chromatin. The record is from RefSeq and is a predicted model, not a curated record. Lineage: Eukaryota; Viridiplantae; Streptophyta; Magnoliopsida; Malvales; Malvaceae. The transcript is spliced from 13 exons. Gene Ontology annotation, biological process: regulation of transcription by RNA polymerase II.
ACAUUCUGAAAAACAGCUGAAGAUAUUAAACUCUCCCUUUUUUUCUCAAAUAGAUAAAAUAUUUCUAAUUUUAAUAAGAUUGAAGUAUUAGAAAGAAACAGUGUGCUGUGGGGUGUCCAAAACCCAGGUUCCACUAUCCAAUUUGCAGCUGAUUGAUUGGUUUUCCCAUUUUCCGAAACACUGCGCCAAGGAAGACAUGCGCAGAUGGAGAGAGAGAGGAGGAGCACUUCAUUUCACUUAAAAAACCUACAAAAUUUUGAUUUCCCUCCAAAAUUUUCAACUUUUGAUUUUCCUUAUUUAAACUCUAAACCAAACCCUAAUACGCAUUCUUAGGGGAGUGAACGGCGCCGGUUAUUACUACUGUUUCCUUCCUCAUUCUCAACUAAUCUUCCCUUUUUAAAAAACAAAAAAAAAAAAAAUCUAUAUAUAUAUAAACUUCUACUUCUACUUCUACUUGUACUAUACUACUAUUACUAAUUUAUAAACUACCAGCCCAGGCCAAAAAAAUUAAAAAAACCUAGGCUCUGUCCUCGUUCGACUACUUAGCUUGUAGAGAGUGUGGUUGGAAUCUUCCUUCUAGUGUCGCAAAGCGACGGUGAAGCGAUGGGAAGUGAGGAAAAUUGCGGUUUUGCGGAGGAGAAAGUUGAAGGGAGAGAGGAGGGACGAGGGGGAAAUAGAGAUGUGGGUGGAGAGAACGGAGGGGAAUUAGUGGGAAAAGAGGAGGGAAUUGAAGGGAAAGAUAUAAAAAGUGGGGAUUCGGAAGGGGAGGAUGAAGACGUUGCUUUAAAUAAGCUUAAAGAAAGAGGUAGAAAGAAGAAAGCGGCAGGUUCUUCUAAGAGGAGCAAAAUAGAUAUUGAGGAAGAGGGUAAUGUCGAGGGGAAAACUUCGGAUUUUGCGGCUGAGAAGGGGGAAGUUGAUUCGGGUGCUGCUGGUAUUGGGGAAGGAUAUAGCGGGGAUGUUUUGAAGAAGAGACUGAGAGCUGUUUCGAGGAGGGUUAAUUAUGCUGAGAUUCUAGAAUAUGAGAAUGACUUUGUAGAUAACAAGCGUAGACGCAAGGGGAAGAAAAAGAGGAAAGUUGUUCAACCUGGAGGUCAAGAAGAUGGUUGUAUUGAUUAUGGCGGUAAUGGGGCACCUGCAAAGAAGCGAGGAAGAAGAGGCAGGGCAAGGAAACAAGGUUCUGAAAGUGAAGGCAAUGAAGGAAAAGAUGUAAAAGAGGAAGGUAAAGAAGAGCAAGAAGGCAAUUUAGACGUAGCAGAUGGAAAGAAAAGAGGGCGAAGAGGGCCAAAUAAGGGCCAAAAGAAGAUGCAAGAGGAAGUUGCAGGGAAUGGGAAAAGUUCGGAAAAACCAGAGGAGGAUGGGUCUUUGGGAACUAUCGCUAAGGGAAAAUAUUCACUUAGGGACUCAGGAGUUCCCAAGAAUGAAGAGCCUCUGCGGGAUGCAGAUAGAAAGAAGUGGAUUGCAGAAGAAUCAUUAAUGUGCCAUCAGUGCCAGAGGAACGACAAAGGCAGGGUUGUGAGAUGCAAGAGUUGCAAGAGGAAACGAUUUUGCGUUCCCUGCUUAAAAUGGUAUCCCAAUAUGUCAGAGGAAGCAAUUGCUGAUGCCUGCCCAGUUUGUCGGGGGAAUUGCAAUUGCAAGUCAUGCUUGCGCAUGCUUGGCCCUCUUGAAGAAUUGGAAGAGCAGGGCCAAAGUAUUCCGCACUCUAGAUACUUGCUUCAGACACUUCUUCCAUACAUUAAACAAAUUAGUCAAGAACAAAUGAAAGAAGUGGCCAUUGAGGCAAACAUUCAAGGGGUUCUCCCAGAGCAAAUACAACUUACACAGGCAGUUUGUCGUAAAGAUGAGCGUGUAUAUUGUAAUAACUGCAGAACUUCAAUUGUCGACUUUCAUAGAAGCUGUCCUAAUUGUAACUAUGAUCUGUGCCUUACGUGUUGCUGUGAAAUACGCGAUGGACAUUUGCAGGGUGGACGAAGGGAAAUAUUUAAAGAAUAUGUUGAUAAGGGUUCUCGUUACUUGCAUGGAGAACCUGAGGACCCUUCGUCUUCAAAAGUGGGGAAUCCCCAAGAGUAUUCCCCCAAGGAAAGCAACUCUCAAGAGCAGAGUGCUGUAACCUCUGGGUGGAAGGCAAAUGAAAAUGGUAGCAUUCCUUGUCCACCAGAGGAUUUGGAUGGGUGUGGUAAUGGCCUUUUAGAGCUAAGGUGUAUGUUUAGAGGACAUGCUCUUGUUCAGUUAACACAAAAGGCUGAGGAAAUUGCCAAAGAUCUCAAUCUUGGGCAUGGUCCUCAAUUUUCUAACCAACAAUGCCCUUGUUACAAUUCAAUGGGAGAAGUUAACAUUGGCACUAAUAAUUUAAGGAAAGCAGCUUCUCGUGAAGAUACCACUGAUAACUAUUUAUAUUGUCCAAAAGCUAAAGAUAUUCAGAGUGGAGAUUUGGAACAUUUCCAAAGGCACUGGGCUAAUGGUGAACCUGUUAUCGUCAGCAAUGUACUUGAGAAUGCAACUGGGUUGAGCUGGGAGCCAAUGGUUAUGUGGCGUGCUUUUCGUCAGAUUAAGAAUACUAAACAUGAACUACAGUUGGAAGUUAAGGCACUUGAUUGCUUAGAUUGGUCUGAGGUAGUGGUCAAUAUUCACCAAUUCUUUAGAGGGUAUACAGAUGGUCGUUUUGAUUCAAAAUCAUGGCCUCAGAUACUGAAGCUAAAAGAUUGGCCUCCAUCUAAUGAAUUUGAGAAGCUCCUUCCACGUCAUUAUGCUGAGUUUCUUUGUUGUUUGCCUUUCAAAGAAUAUACUAACCCUAGAAGUGGGCUUCUUAAUAUUGCUACCAAAUUGCCGAAAAAAUCUCUAACCCCAGAUAUGGGGCCAAAGUCAUAUAUUGCUUAUGGAGUUUUUCAAGAGCUGGGGCGUGGAGACUCUGUAACCAGGCUUCAUUGUGAUAUGUCUGAUGCGGUGAACGUUUUAACACACACUGUUGAGGUGAAGCUUAGUCAUGAACAACUGACUAGCAUCAACAAGGCAAAAAAAAGGCACUCUAUCCAAGACCAGCAGGAACUUUAUGGAAUGAAUUCAAAAGUUGACAGGAAUAAGUCUAGUGAUAGAGGUGGUUUUCAAGGUGGGGGGGUUGUUGAGCAAGGUCAAGAUGGUUAUUCUAGUCUGAAUGACAACAUUUUGGUGAGGGAAUUUGAAAUGGAGGAGAGUGGAAAGGCCAAAAUGGUUCAAGAAGAAUGCUGGGAUAAUGGCAGAUCAUCUAAAACUUCCGGGAAUAAGAUUGAAGAGCUGGAAGCUGUUGAGGGAGGUGCUGUCUGGGACAUUUUCCGCAGGCAAGAUGUUCCUAAGCUGCAGGAUUACCUUAAAAAGCAUUUUGGGGAGUUUAGAUAUGUUCAUUGUCGCCCUGUUUCACAGGUUUUUCACCCUAUACAUGAUCAGUCCUUUUUCCUGACUAUGGAUCAUAAAGCAAAGCUCAAGAAGGAAUACGGAAUUGAACCAUGGACUUUUGUUCAGAAACUUGGGGAAGCUGUUUUUAUACCUGCAGGUUGUCCUCAUCAAGUGCGGAACAUUAAGUCAUGCAUAAAGGUCGCUCUUGAUUUUGUUUCACCUGAAAAUGUUGGUGAGUGUGUUCGCUUGACUGAAGAAUUUCGUGUGCUUCCUCGUGAUCAUAGGACAAACGAGGAUAAAUUAGAGGUGAAGAAAAUGAUUGUACAUGCAGUGCGUGAGUCUGUGAAUAACUUGGAUAAAAAUGCAAAGAUUAAGCUCAAGACUAGAGCUGGAUGAGUUGCAACUUUGUUCUGAUAUCUUAGCUGAAAGUCAUACUCACACUUGUAAAGUGGGCAAACAUUUUGGUUUUGCGUUUUCUCAGAACGUAACUGGCUUUAUCUGCAGCAUCUAGUAAGUUGGUGUAACAAAGUAACUGCCGUGUAUAUAUAUAACCCUAAAUCUUGCUUGCUUUUUAUAUUCUCUGGGCUGAGCUUGGUGGAUAUGUUUAGGUUGUCUGUUGUUUUAAGUGCUAUUGAUAAACAACGCACAACCUAGUUUUUGCAGCUUUUUUGAUGUUUCCACCAUUUUAUUUGAAAAUGGCAAUGAAGGAUUGGAGGGUGUAAUAUUGCUUUACUUGAUCAAUGUGUAUUUUAGCACAGGCGACUAGCCUGCUCUAUAAAACGAAAAAUAGUAGCUUUCCUUUA